GGGGUAACGACGGUUAAUUUAGUUUUAGUACGUCUAAGCGGCAGUUUUCCAAUUUUCAUUUGUAUUUUUCGAGCGGUGUACAACUAUUUCGAGAAAAAUUUCGCUGCGGUUAGUCUUCUAGAGUCUAGUAGAGUGUAUUUUAAUAGUUGUCUUGCGUGGCUAUGAUAUCUUUACUCGGGCUUAUUUUUCUGCAGCUAUCGUAGUAGUGUUUUAUCUUGUAGUAAUACCGAUCUCCAAACUUCAAAAACACCUAGAUAAUAAGUGAAAUUGAAGGAAACGUCGAAAGGAGCAAUAAUAGCCACUUUGUUUAUGAUCUAGCAGCAUCGGACGAUGGAACGGAACCACAAAAUUUCAGGAAAGGUGACCUGUAAAGCACAAUAACAAUUGACAGAUAUCAAGCACUGUUUGUGACUUCUGUCGUUGCUCUGAAAAAUUUGUCGUGAAAAAUAAAUACAAUCGAAAAUCGUUGAAAAAGAUUAACGGGGUAAACCAGCCAGACGUAGGUUGAGAUGUGAAGUACAGCAUAUAAUGGUUUGAGGUUACAUUUAUAUAAAAAAACAGUCUUUCAACGUGCGUACUGUAACGCCAGAAGCCAAAACACAACCGUACAGGAGACUUAACAUCAAAAUAUGUCCGAAUCUGAGACUAGUAAACCAGAGAACAUCAUCAAACCAUCCACUUUGCAACCUCCCAUUAUCAUGAAGAUAGAUGGUCCUGCUGAAGAGCAAGAUAAAGAUCCCAUAGAGGAUAACGAGAAAAAUAACUGCUUAGCAAACAAAAAGGAGGAAUUCAAGAUGUGUUCACCUCUAUUUAGUAAUACCUCAAGGAGUACAACUAAUCCAUUUGCUACUGCACAAAGUAAAAGCAACAGUAAAAGCAUAUUAAAAAUGCCACAGUUGAAUGUGAAUUCAAGUAGCUCUUCUAGUAAGCCUUUUGCUUUGAAACCCAGUCAACUCAGUUCUAUGACUUCUAAGUUGAAUAGUGAUAAGAGUAAUAAUGAAAAAAUCGGAAAUGGAGAUAAACAAACAAAUCAGGUGAAUGGAGACGGCCCAAAAUUUGUCCCAUUGGUAGUAGAAGCGAAAACUAAACCAGUUGCUUCCCAGCCCUCAGCGUCGAACCCAAAAAAACCAACAAUGGCUAGUAGUUCUUUUGUUUUUGGUGAAAAUCUACAAGCAAGGGCCGUAGCAGGCGAAGGAAAAACUACAGAUGCGCCAUCUACUAGUACAACUGCCAAUGGUACUUCAGAAAUGCUGUUCAGCAGCGUUGUCAAAAAGGACGUGAAGCCUGAUAGUACAUCUAAAGAUAAAGAAGGAAAAACGUUGAGUGAGUCUGCUAGGGAAUAUGAAGAAUCUAGAUCUAACAAAAGGAAAUAUGAAGAGGUAGAAGUAUUCACAGGUGAAGAAAAUGAGCGCAACAUACUGAACAUAUCUUGUAAGCUGUUUUCAUUUGACAAUGUGACAAGCAACUGGCAAGAACGAGGUAGAGGCACCCUUAGGCUGAACGACUUUGACGUCGAUUCUGAGAUAGGGAGUCGUAUAGUGUUUAGAACAUCAGGCUGCUUGCGGGUCAUUUUGAACACGAAAAUAUGGGCUGAGAUGACAGUUGACAAGGCGAGUGAGAAGAGUAUACGACUUACGGCUUUAGAUGGUAAUGGAGAUAUAAAGGUGUUCCUUGUAAUGGCUAGUAAUGACGACGCGGGUAAACUAUUUCACAAUUUGCAAACGCGUUUGGAGAGAGAAAUCAAUGCUCAGAAACGUAAGAAAGGUGAGAAUAUGGAGGAAAAUGAAGCGGAAGAGAACUGAUACCUUCAGUCGACGUUUUUUUAAGAAUAUAGUUUAUAUACUACUUAAAUUACAAGUAUUUAUUAAGAUCUAAAAUCGUACAUUGAUUUAAAUGCUUUUUAUAUUUAUAGAAAUAUAACUUGUGAAAUGAAAAAUUGUAAUAAAUAAAUGUAUAGAAGAGAUGUAUAGUCAGGUUUUGACGAUGUGGAUUAGUAUCACUGGAUGGUUGAAUAAAUGUGGGGUUAUUCUCUUUGCUUUUUUGAAUUAGUGUCAUUUUUUAUUUUCACUUUUUACAUUUUUUCAGGAUAGAAAUGUCAAUAUUAACAGUCCAAUCAGGUUAACCAGCCAAUAACGGACGUAUAGAAAGCUGUAUAGACGGAUUUUGCAACGGAAUUUAUGUUGUCGCGGCUCGUGAUCUAGAGAUAUAAAAAAAUUAUUGGGUAUUUGAAAAAAAAAAUGGUAACUAGAACUUUGCAGAAACUGAAACAGAGCAUUUUUUAAUAAUUUCAAGAAUAUAGUUCCAUUGUAAAACUCACUCGUCUAUACAUUUGUUCUUCUUGAAUACUAUACCUAGGUAAACAUUAGAGUUCAGGGUAUCCAUCAUUACUUCUAAAAACGCUAAGCUCUACUGUUAUAUACUGAUUAUUUGAGACUUUGAAUUUGCAGUUUUUUCAGUCAAAUAUAAUAAUUUCAUACUAUGCUUGGCAAUGUAUUUAUUUAUGCAUUUCCACAAAAAUCAUUUGGAAGGUAGGGUAGUAUAUAGCAAAGGUGAAAGCCUUCACAAUAUUUUCAGAAUAUUUACAAAACAGCCUGGACAUAGGAAGCAUUUUUUUAUGGUUUUGUUUUCCUGCAUUUUCAGUUUGUUGAAUAUUUUACAUUAAUGACUUUCUUUGUAUGAAUAAUAAAUUACAUUUCAUCAAA
Messenger RNA from Acanthoscelides obtectus, 2702 nucleotides. The record is from the annotation of a GenBank genome assembly. NCBI's taxonomy places the organism in Eukaryota, Metazoa, Arthropoda, Insecta, Coleoptera, Chrysomelidae.